ACACACAUCCACUCAUCAAACAUGGCGACACCGAGAGAGGCUGGGUAAGUCAGCAGAGUGUCUACCGGCGCCCAGAAAAGUGUGUUUGGAAGCAAUUUUUCUCCCAUUUGCUUGAAUAUUGGAAUAUAUGCAUGACACAAUGACGGGUUGGGUUCCAACAAAGGAGGCAAAAUAUGCUGUUGCCAUCUACAAUUUUCUUGGAUCUGGCCCCCAGGAGCUAUUAUUGAGUGUUGGUGAUACAGUGCAGAUUGUUGAAGAAAGUGCAGGAUGGUACAGAGGAAGUAAUACAAGGAACAGACAGUUGAAGGGCAUCUUUCCCAAAGGCUAUGUAUAUAUCAAGGAAGCUUUUGUGGAAACCAUCGGUGAAACGCACCAUGAGAAGGUGACACCUAAAGAGAUUCCCAUCGUACAAGAACUGACAGCAGUCCUGAGAGAAUGGAGCAUACUAUGGAAACAGCUCUUUCUGAAGCGGGAUGUGGAGAAGUACGACCUGGUCCACAAGAUGUUGUACGAGCUGAUCGACUGCCGACGUCAGAUCAUGUCCGGAACUCUACCGGUAGAUGAGAUCAAAGAGAUGAAACAGCAUGUCACAUCCAAGAUAGAUUUCACUAACAGGAAGUUGGGUCUUGACCUUGUGAUCAGAGAUGAAGAGGGCAGUGUUCAGAAUCCUACAAUGCUUAGCACGGUGGCGCUUCAUAGACUGCAUGAAGUUGCAACACAGAGAAUCAUCGGACAACAAGAGACUUCGUUCUUACAGAGGACAAAGAAGCAGAGUACUGUUUACACGUACAACCUCUACGUCAUGAUGAAGAAUGUUGUGUGUAAGAUUGGUGAGAACUCAGAAGUGAUGAUGAGUCUCUACGACGGCAAACUGUGUGAACACAUCAGUGAAUCAUACAUCGUGAAAUGGAGCAGUAAAGGCACGCCCACAGAUCUGAGUAAACUCUACAACCUCAAGACUCUCUUCACUGACCUUGGUGCGAAAGAUCUCCAGAGAGAAAAGAUCUUCCUUGUUUGUCAGAUCAUCAGAGUAGGUCGGAUGGAGUUGAAGGAAGGAGACCACAGUAAGAAGUAUACAACGGGACUAAGGAGACCAUGGGGCGUGGCAGCCAUGGAAAUCACUGAUAUCGUGUCAGGAAAAGUGGACACGGAUGAAGAAAAACAGUACUUUCUGCCAUUCCAACCUUGCCCUGGUGAUGAUAGCCUUGACAGUGUUGUCAGGAGGUUCGUCCAAGCCAAAGAGGUCAACCACAAAGGUCAAGGGAUAUGGGUCACUCUCAAAAUGGUGCAUGGGGAGGUCAAACAGGUGUACAAGGAGUAUCCCCAUCUUCUUGACAGCAAGACAGCAGUCUCAAGAAAGAUGGGCUUCCCAGAGGUUAUUAUGCCAGGUGAUGUGAGGAAUGAUGUGUACAUCACCAUACUUCAAGGUGACUUUGACAGGGGGGCAAGGCCCAAAGCCAGAAAUGUUGAAGUCAAUGUAUCAGUGUGCACGGAAGAUAAUACCAUUCUUGAGAAUGCAAUAAGUCUAGCUUCAGGAGAGCCAUCAGACUCCAAGUACAGAUCAGUGGUGUACUACCAGGUCAAGAAUCCAAAGUAUCAUGAAAUAUUCAAGGUUGCGAUUCCCAUUGAUCAGUUCUGCAAGAACAACACCCACGUCAGGUUCACUUUCAGACACAGAUCGGCUACAGAAGCUAAAGACAAGCAGGAGAAGAUCUUUGCUAUGGCCUACCUGAGGUUAAUGACAGACAUUGGUACAACCAUCACCAAUGGAAUACAUGAACUCAUCGUCUAUAAGUGUGACAAGAAUAUGGAGUCGAGCACAGCGUACCUGAACCUACCCUCAACGAGACAAGACCCGAAAGCCUUUGAGGAUAAGCCCCAAACACAUGCAUCUGGUCAUCAGAAAGGACUGUCUGCCAGCAGCAAAGACACAUUUCUACUCUCAACAGUGGUGUGCUCUACAAAGCUGACUCAGAAUGUUGAUCUUCUUGGAUUAUUGAAGUGGAGAGCAGAACCUGAUACCAUCAGACAGAGUCUUGAAUCACUCAUGAAAGUGGAUGGUGAAGAGGUUGUGAAGUUCCUACAAGACACAUUAGAUGCUUUGUUCAGCAUCAUGGCCGAGAACCCACAGUCUGAAGAGUAUGACAAACCAGUCUUCAACGCAGUGGUGUUCAUCAUAGGAUUAAUAGCAGAUAGGAAGUACCAGCAGUUCAGACCAGUACUGGAUACAUACAUCAAUGAACACUACAGUGUGACAUUCGCUGACCACAAACUUGCCAAAGUAUUGAAAGACUUGUUAGACAGUGCUGGUGAGUUAGACAGUCCUACGCAGCUACUACAAGCUCUCAAAGCCAUUGAGUAUCUCUUCAAGUUCAUCCUCAGGUCCAGGAAACUCUUUGUGGCUCUGCACGGGGAGGCAACGGGUAAACAAGGAUUUGAGUGUUCCAUACGAGAGGUCUUCCGUUCCCUCAACUGGCUGAUGACGUACACAGAUGACCUUAUGGUACUGUGCCAAGGAGCUGCCAUGAGGUUUCUUCCACACAUCAUCCAGGACACCAUGCAACAGUUCAACCCCAAGGAGCUUGCCAUUCACCUCAAGGAGUUCAUCCUUAACCUCCCUCCAGACCGUCUUGUCAAGCAGAAGCUCGAAUGUCUCAGAGACUUUGUCCAGAGUGAGAUCUUCAAAGUCAGGGAAUGCAGGGCAGUACUGCUUCCUAUGAUGACCAGUCAACUCAACAUGCUCAUCUUGAAGAGAGAAGAGAUGAAAGCAUGCGCUGAGCUCUUCCAAGAGAUCCUCGAUACAUUAUGGCAGAAGGAAACGAAUUGUACCCAUGGAGACACAGCUGAAGUGAUGCAUGUUUUACUGCGUACAGUCAUCCAGGCAGUCAUCUACAUGUAUAUGCAGCAAGACCUCAGUCUCAUUGGCAAGUAUGUGGCUUGUAUGGUGAGUCUACUGAGGCAGAUGAGUGACUACCACUAUCAGGAGUACAUCAACCAGUUUCCUACCAGGACAGAUCUUACAGACUUCCUCAUGGAAAUCUUCCUCGUCUUCAAGGACCUUGUCUCAAAAAAUGUCUUCCCCAACGACUGGUCCAUGAUGAUCCUCCAGCUCAACAGUGUGAUCCUCAAUUCGAUGAAGCAGUUUGCCAGAGUUCUUCACCGCUCCUUUGUGCGCAUCGAGGACUUUGAAUUCCAGCUCUGGAAUAACUUCUUUCAUCUGUCGGUAGCCUUUGUUACCCAAGAGUCCUUGCAGCUUGAGAACCUCUUACAAACCAAACGCAAUAACAUCAUUGACAGGUAUGGAGACAUGAGGAGAGAGGUCUCGUUUGAGAUCAUCCGUACCAUGUGGAACUAUCUGGGUAAGAACAAGAUCAAGUUCAUCCCUGGUCUGAUUGGUCCAUUCCUGGAGGUUGCCUUGGUACCGGAGGUGGAGCUUCGGAAGGCUACCAUCCCCAUCUUCUUUGAUAUGAUCAACUGUGAGUUCAGCAUCAAGAAUAACUUCAAGAUGUUUGAGCGAGAGAUUAUUGGUCAGCUAGAUGCGCUGGUAGAAGGCGGACGUGGAGAUUUAUCGUUCAAAGGUCUCUUCAAAGAAAUCCUGUGUGAUUUCUGUGGAAAGCAUCAGUACUUAAAUCAGAGUGGUGUGCACUUUGUGAACCUGGUGACGAAGCUGCUGGACAGACUUCUAGACUACAGGGCAAUCAUACAUACAGACAACAAGGAGAACAGAAUGAGCUGCAUUGUCAAUCUCUUGAACUUCUACAAAGACAUGGACAGACAGGACAUGUAUACACGCUACCUCUACAAACUCUGUGAUUUGCAUCUGGAAUGUGAUAACUACACAGAAGCUGGCUUCACGCUGCAGUUACAAGCAGAUAGGAUCAAGUGGUCAGACUCUCCAUUGCUGACGUCCAGUGAUAAGUACCCUGAAGCCAUGACUGAAAGACAACUCAAGGAAGUAAUCUACUAUGACAUCAUUGAAUUCUUUGACAAGGGAAAGAUGUGGGAGAGGGGAAUAGCCCUAUGCAAGGAGCUGUGCAAUCAAUACGAGAAGGAGACAUUUGACUAUGUUCAGAUGAGUGAAAUACUGAGGCGGCAGGCCAACUUGUAUGACAACAUCAUGAAGGUGCCCCGGCCAUCACCGGAGUACUUCAAGGUCUGGUACAUUGGACAAGGCUUUCCAGCUUUCCUGAAGAAUCGAGUGUUCAUCUACAGGGGGAAAGAGUAUGAGAGACUAGCAGACUUUGUUGCUAGGCAACAGCAGCUGUAUCCGAGUGCAACCCUUCUCAACAAGACCACACCCCCUGACAAGGAGCUCUUUGAAAACAAGGGACAAAUCCUGCAAAUUGUACCUGUGCAGCCCAAGCGAGAUAACAAGAAAGAAUUCAGAGGAAAGAACAUCAGUGAGCAGAUCCUGAGCUACUACUCUGUAAAUGAAGUGCAGAAGUUCACCUACUCAAGACCGUUUCACAAAGAACAGAAAGACAGAGAAAAUGAGUUCAAGACUAUGUGGAUUGAGAGGACUCAUUUCACCACAGAGUACAAGCUACCUGGUAAUCUGAGAUGGUUUGAGGUGGUGGAAUCAUGUACGGAGGAAUUGAGCCCUAUCCAGAAUGCCAUUGAGAACAUGGAAGACGUAAAUCGUAAGUUGAGGGCGCUAAUCAUCCAGCAUGAAGAAGAUCCGAACCUUCCCAUCAACCCUCUGAGUCUCCAGCUCAAUGGUGUCAUUGAUUCGGCCGUCAUGGGCGGACCGGUCAUGUACGAGAGGGCUUUCUGUGUGGAGGACUAUGUAGCUCAACAUCCUGAAGAUGCUAUCCAUAUAUCAAGACUCAAGGAGCUCUUUGCUGAACAGAUCCCGCUGGUAGAGCUGGGUCUGACGUUACACAGAAACAAGAUGUCUGAAGACCUCGGACCCUUCCAACGAAAGAUGGAAGAUCAGUACCAAAAACGAAGACAGAUCGUUGAAGAGCGUUAUGGCAAGAAGUUGAUCGAGCACUUUGCGCUGACGCCUAAUGACAAGUUGAUCCAGUCUUUUGCUAGAAGGCACUCGAGAGGUCAGACAUACUCAGGGCGCCCUCUGUCGUCCAUGUCGACGUCAUCAACAUCGUCGGACACACAGGGUUCUCGGAGCAGCAUCAUCUCUAAUCCAGAGAGGGAUAACAGCUACCUAAGUGUUCCUCAGAAGCUGUCCAAUAAACAUCGCUCACUUUCUAACCAGAGUAUAUCCAGCAAGUCAUCAGACAGGCACAAUAGCAAGGGACAGGGUAGCCCAAGCAGAAACUCUCCGGCUAAGAUACAUCGGAAUAGCAGGGAUCUAUCAACGGAGGACCUGGGCUCCAUGGUAACGACGCCAUCCAAGGAGACGCCUAAACCAAUCAUCUUGGAUGAAAAGAGCUACAUGCCACUCUUCCAACAGGGUUUUUCUCUAUGUAGACGUAGGAAGUCGUCAAGCUCGCUUUCUAGUGCAAGGCCGCUGAGGAAGGAUAUGAAGAAAGCCAACCAUGUUCCCAUGCAAAGACCCAUUAGAGCAAUGACUAUGCAUGCUAUAAACCAGUCCUCAUCCACGUCAUCUCUACAGUCAUCAGAUGGGGACAGUGAUGCACCCCCUAAAUUACCCCCUAAGCAGUCCAGCGGUGACUUCAGUCAUACAGAGGUCAUCGAUCAAAACAAUCCUCCUCCUAAGCCAGCGGGAUUCCCUGUUGCUCUCACGUCACUCAAGGACAAGGAUCAGGCACCCCCUCCGCUACCCAUCAAAGGAUCGUUGAACAACACACCUCCAAUCAGCAGGAAAGGCCCACAAUCUUCAGAACACAUACAGGAGUCCUUAACCAAUGAACCUCCAGAGAAACCCUGACAGCUAGACAAUAUAAAUAUCUACAUUACAAUUUGCUGCCAAGAUAUUGUGUACUACUGAUCCGAUGCAAAACUAAUCUGUUUGUUUUGUUUGUUAAAUGUUUCCUUUCCCCUGCCAGCAAGGCUCUCUAUAAUACGUAAUCCUUUUGUGAGUGAUCAAUGGAACACAUAAAGGGUCAUGAUUUUAGACAUUGUCUGUUUUUAUAAGAAGAUAUCCUAAUAUCUGUUUGGAGACGGCAGAUCAUUAAGUCUAUGUAAUGUGAUGUGAUCUAUCUCAUUUUAAACAUACGAUUUAUCUUAGCAUAUCCGAAAUUUAGAGAAACAACAAAUUUGAUAUUUUUACUCUUUUUUGUUUAUACACCUGUAGGAGCAAAUUUUGAGAAUGAAAAUUCCACAUUUACUUCUCUUUCUACUAUCAAUUACUGGAACUGGGAUCAAGUGCUCCAGAUGUGUUACAAAGAGCUUGUCUUUUAUUUCAUUUAGAUGUAUAAGCAGCACUUUCCUCUUAGCAUUCUUGCAAUUAAUGCUUGCAUGAAUAUCAUGCAAUCCAAACACAAAUGAAAACAAGAUAUAUAAAACAACAGGCCCACUGUCUUGUCGUCAGGGUUACUAGGAAACGCAUGGAAUAUUACCAAAUAUUUUGUUUUUUGCCUGUACAAAUGGGGUCAUUAAUUGCUAGACAUUUCAGUGAAAAUGACUUCAUCUCUCAUUGAAUGUAUCUCUGCAGCAAGUUAAAAUGUACAAUCUACUUUUUUUUCUUUUCCCCCUCCUAUUGUCAAAUUGUCUGUUUUACAUGCCCUUUGGCAGAUGAUGAAUGUAUCAUUUCUCAUUGUAGAAUCUUUGGUGCUUCAAGAUAAUACAAAGUUUUGGUAUGGGGUCAUGAAUUUAGUUCAGUUGAACAUAUUGGGAGCAUAUGCCAUUUUAUAAUAUUCAAUGAUCGUUGGCGCGGUUGAAAUCGAGUCUUAAGUGAUGAAAUUGUAAAUAAUAAACUCUUUAUGUUGUAUAGCUUCCUCCCAAGACUGAUAUUACUUUAGCUUUAAAACAAUGUUUUCUGGACUGCAAUCGACCGAGUUACUAUUCCCGUUUGGACAUUAUAUAUCAGAACUGCAUAUUCUGAGAUUUUCAUGGUCGCAGCUACAAUGGAAUGGCCUUAGGCGCUAUUUGAAAUUUACAGGGAGCACCGG
Molecule: messenger RNA, 7034 nt
Organism: Strongylocentrotus purpuratus (purple sea urchin)
Lineage: Eukaryota; Metazoa; Echinodermata; Echinoidea; Camarodonta; Strongylocentrotidae
Product: dedicator of cytokinesis protein 1
Exons: 51
Coding region: 128-5851 (1907 amino acids)
Biological process (GO): cell migration; small GTPase-mediated signal transduction
Cellular component (GO): plasma membrane; cytoplasm
Molecular function (GO): guanyl-nucleotide exchange factor activity; small GTPase binding
Source: RefSeq, a predicted model, not a curated record